UUCUCAGUACUUCUGAGUUCACAGUUUCAGUUUCAGAGUGAAGUGAAAGGAAGACGAUAAUGGUGGCUUUUGGCGGGAAAAAGAUGCGCCAAAUGGUUGUUGGCUUCGGUGGAAGUGGCAUCGGCCAGGUCGUUGCCGCCGUCGCCGUUUCCUUCCUCCUCCGCCUCUUCACUUCUCCCGGUCCCGCACUCCCUCCGGACGAUGAAGAUAAUGACGGCGGCUACGAUGUGCCGGAGAACGGCAUCCACGACGCGGAAGCUCCGCCGUCCGGAAAGGUUACGCCGGUUACAAUCCGAUGGAACAACAUCAAUUGCUCCCUUUCCGAUAAAUCGUCCAAGUUCGUGAGGAUUUUGCUGAAAAAUGUGAGUGGAGAAGCAAAACCUGGAAGGUUGCUAGCUAUAAUGGGGCCUUCGGGUUCAGGGAAGACAACUCUGCUUAAUGUUCUUGCAGGCCAGUUGGCAGCAUCGCCUCGGUUGCAUUUGUCAGGCCGUUUGGAGUUCAAUGGAAAGCCUAGUUCAAGGAACACUUACAAGUUUGCUUAUGUGAGGCAGGAGGAUCUCUUCUUCUCACAACUCACUGUUCGGGAAACAUUGUCUCUUGCUAUAGAACUCCAGCUUCCCCACAUUUCAUCUGCAGAAGAGAGAGAUGAAUACGUGAACAAUCUCCUUUUCAAACUAGGCUUGGUCAGUUGUGCUGAUACCAAUGUUGGUGAUGCGAAAGUUCGUGGAAUCAGUGGUGGUGAAAAGAAACGCUUAUCCUUGGCAUGUGAAUUACUUGCAAGCCCAUCUGUUAUAUUUGCUGAUGAACCCACAACAGGACUUGAUGCCUUCCAAGCUGAGAAAGUCGUGGAAACUCUUCAACAACUUGCCCAAGAUGGUCAUACUGUAAUUUGCUCUAUACAUCAGCCAAGAGGUUCAGUGUACAGUAAAUUCGAUGACAUUGUCUUGCUAACAGAGGGUUCACUUGUGUAUGCUGGUCCUGCCCAUGAUGAACCGUUGGCAUACUUCUCAAAAUUCGGGUACCACUGCCCUGAUCAUGUGAAUCCUGCUGAAUUUUUGGCUGAUCUUAUAUCUGUAGACUACAGUUCUGCUGAUAGUGUUUAUUCCUCUCGAAAAAGGAUCGAUGGUCUUGUCGAGUCGUUCUCGCAAAGGCUAUCUACAUCUUUUAUAAUAUAUGCAACUCCAAUUACUGUAGAUGAGCUCUCAAAAAGUAGAAAGAAAAUCAGUAGGAGGACUAUUGUGCAGAAGAAAGGAGGUUGGUGGAAGCAAUUUUGGUUGCUUCUUAGGCGAGCAUGGAUGCAGGCUUCCCGAGAUGUACCAACAAACAAAGUUCGAGCAAGGAUGUCAAUAGCAUCAGCAAUUAUCUUCGGUUCAGUUUUCUGGAGAAUGGGAAAUUCCCAGACUUCAAUACAAGACAGAAUGGGAUUACUUCAGGUAGCCGCAAUAAAUACAGCUAUGGCAGCUCUCACAAAGACUGUUGGUGUAUUUCCAAAGGAACGUGCCAUUGUCGAUAGAGAACGUGCAAAAGGCUCCUAUUCUUUGGGUCCCUAUCUAUUCUCAAAAUUGUUAGCAGAGAUUCCGAUUGGAGCCUCAUUUCCAUUGAUGUUUGGUGCUGUUUUAUACCCAAUGGCUCGUCUUCAUCCUACUUUGCUCAGAUUUGGGAAAUUCUGUGGAAUUGUCACCAUGGAGUCUUUUGCUGCAUCUGCAAUGGGUCUCACUGUUGGUGCUAUGGUUCCAACCACCGAAGCUGCAAUGGCGGUAGGCCCAUCUCUUAUGACAGUUUUUAUUGUAUUUGGAGGCUACUAUGUCAAUCCUGAGAAUACCCCCAUCAUCUUCCGUUGGAUUCCCAGCGUUUCUCUAAUUAGAUGGGCCUUCCAAGGACUUUGCAUCAAUGAAUUUAGCGGUCUUCAAUUUGAGCAUCAGAAUUCUUUUGACAUUCAAACUGGAGAACAGGCACUUGAGCGCCUUUCCUUUGGAAAAAGUAGGAUUAGUGAUACAGUGUUAGCACAAAAUAGAAUACUGUUCUUCUGGUAUUGCACCACCUACCUUCUCCUUGAGAAAAACAAGCCUAAAUUCCAGCAACUUGAGCCAAUCCCACUUGAACAAAACAAAACACACUUCAAACUCGAGGAAUUAAACCCUGAACAAGUUGAUCAGACACUUGAAUCUCAACCUGUCAGCCAAGAUGGAUCCAACCAGCCUCUUGAGUCACCUGAAGUGGAUCCUAUUGGUCCAUUUGUCUUAGAAGGUACUAAGUAAAGAGAUACAUAUCUUUGCAAAGGAUGGCCUCCUGCAGUCACUGAGGCCCUAAGCCGUUCUCCAUAAACAUGGACCACACACAAUCAAGAUGUGAUUAUCGAACAUACAAAAAGUCAACUUUUCUUGAAGGUCUUUACUUGUAAAAAUAAAAAGAAAAAUUAGAGUGAAUUUUGGCCUCUUGAGCUGUAUCAUGUUCGAUUUUACCAGCUGUUCUCCAUUCAAUAACAAGCAUAUGUCGAAAUCAUCCAUGCAAUGGGUUUUGUUGAAUGUGAAUAUUACUGUGAUUAACAAUACGUAAAGGUCCAAGCGAGUAAAGGUUUUCUGUUUAUGAACU
Messenger RNA from Arachis stenosperma, 2592 nucleotides. RefSeq names its product ABC transporter G family member 7. The coding region runs from base 60 to 2258 and encodes 732 amino acids. Gene Ontology annotation, cellular component: membrane. Lineage: Eukaryota; Viridiplantae; Streptophyta; Magnoliopsida; Fabales; Fabaceae. The transcript is spliced from 12 exons. The record is from RefSeq and is a predicted model, not a curated record. Gene Ontology annotation, molecular function: ATP hydrolysis activity; ATP binding; ABC-type transporter activity.